This is a messenger RNA of Brassica napus (rape), 2726 nucleotides long. RefSeq lists its product as uncharacterized. The transcript has 4 exons. NCBI's taxonomy places the organism in Eukaryota, Viridiplantae, Streptophyta, Magnoliopsida, Brassicales, Brassicaceae. The record is from RefSeq and is a predicted model, not a curated record. Bases 1268 to 2446 code for a protein of 392 amino acids.
AAGUCAAUGUCUGAAGAAGAUAAAGACGAUGAAGAGGAUGUCAAUGGGAAAGAGGAUGAAGAAGAUGGCGAUGUCAAUGGGAAAGAGAAUGAAGAAGAUGGAGAUCUCAAUGGGAAAGAGAAUGAAGAAGAACCGGCCAAUAUGGAAGAUGAUGGAGUUCUUAAUGAGAAAGGGAACGAAGAGGAAGCUUGCGAAGAAGAAGCUCGCGAUAUGGAAGAAGAUGGCACUGCGCAAGAUGAUGAGAUUCCUAGUACAGAAGGAGUUGAGCUAGCAGGGGAGGAAGUUUAAAAAAAAAAAAAAAGAGGACCUACAAAGUUGCGUAGAGUGGCUGAAAAUCCCAAUGAUAAGAUUAUGGUCACAUUCAAUGACAUUGGUGAGCAUGUUGGACCUGGUUCAGUAACCCUAUCGUCGUUUCUUGGUCCUCUUGUGAGGGAACAUGUUCCGGUUACACUUGCCGAUUGGAGAAAACUUGAUGCAGCGACUAAAGCAACAAUGUGGGAAGAAAUUCAGGUUUGUAUAUAUAUUAGUAUGUUUUGUUUAACCGCAAGAUGAAAUUAUAAACAUGUUUAACUUGAUUAUUGUGAUGCAGGGGAGGUUUAACUUGCAAGAAGAGUGGCAGAAAGCUGUUAUUUUCAAGCAGCUGGGAAAUGUGUGGAGGGCUGGGAAGUCAAGGCUGGUGUCACAAGUACGUGUGGCGAAGACUGCAGCUGAGAGAAUAGCUUUAAAACCGAGCAACAUCCCAUCCCUUCAACUGUGGAACACUUGGGUUAAGAGUAAGACUACCAAAUCUUUCACAGUGAGUUAUCUACAACUAAGUAAGUUUCAUCCUUAAAGGUCAUGUCUGAUGGAUAUAAUCAAUGUCAUAUUUAUAUUGUAGGAAACGAGUAACAAGUACAGAGCGAUGAGAAGAAAUCAGAUUCCUCACACCACCAGCCGCAAAGGAAUGCUUCGUUUAGCUGAUGAUAUGGUAAAAGAGUAGUCAAACAUCUACAUAUUGUAGAUCAGCUUGUUAGAUUAAAAUGGUAGUGAGAUAUGUUUGUUUUCAUAUAGAAAAAAAAGAGUAAAGACCCAAGUAAGGUGAGUAGAUCCAAGGUUUGGAUUGCGGGACACACUCAUGCUGAUGGCAGACCUGUGAAGCCCCAGUUUGCUGAGACUAUUGUAAGCAUUAUGGAAGUUGUAUAUUGUGUAUAGUUAAUAGACUAUGGCAAUGAAUGAUUUUGUGUUUAAAUGAUUGUAUCAGGAACAAAUACAGUCACUUGACAGUCGGAUGGACUCCACAUCAGCUGCUGAUAACAUAAGGGAAGAUGCUGUGAGCAAGGUUUUGGGAAAAGACAAACCUGGACGAGUAAGGGGCUUUGGUAGAGGGAUUACAGCUAAUAAGCUAGCAUAUCUGCAAUUUAGAGACGCUAAGAUUGCAGAAAUGAAAAGUGAGAUUGAAGAGUUAAAGGGGAUGGUGCGAGAAUUAGCUGAGAAGAAGAAAAGUAAUGUUGAUGCUGAAACAUCUGAGAGUAGUGGUGGAUUCAAAGAAGGAGUCAGAGUACAAAUACUGGAUUGGAUUGAAUCAGAGGAUGUUGUUGUUGGUGAAGGAGAAUUCUGCUCUGCUGAACCGAAGUACAAAAUUGGUCGUAUACCAAUUGGUCCUAAUGCAGUGGCUAUCGUAGUUAAGUAUGCACUAAGCGCAUCAGCUUCACUCUGGAGGCCUACUACGGAUGUGUUAACUCUUGAUGAAGCUGUGGGAUACAAGAUAUCUUGGCCAAUGGAUAAAGUGAUUUUGGAUAAGGAUCCAAACUGUUCUGAAGAUUUAUCUAUGCAAAGCAAGGAAGGUGAAUAUCGAAGAUGCAAGAUAUAUGAUUGGACCAAUGAUGAGGACGAGGUCAUUGCUGAAGGUCUCGUGUGCUCUUCAAAAUCCAAAGACAUGGUUAACAACAUACCUCUGGGUCCCAAUGCUGUUAGUGUCGAAGUAGUGAAGGUGUUCAAUGAUCAAGCAUAUUUGUGGAGGCCAACCGCUGAUAUGUUCUUGAUUGGUGAUGCACUUAGCGAGAAAAUAGCAUGGCCAGUCCUAAAGGUUGAAGUCAUGCCUACACCUGCUACAGAAGUAACACCAACUAAAUGUGCAGGGAAGAAAAUAGCAUCACCUUCGAAGCCAGCCAAGAAAAAAGCAGUGAGUCCAGGCAGCACUAGUUCGACCAGAAGUCCGAAGCAGAAGUGCACUCUCUUGGAUUGCAACAACUCUGGACGUAAGGUAGCUGAAGGAAGGGUAGCUUCAACGGAUCCGAAUGAGUUGUGCCACUUUGUACCCCUAGGUCCAAAUGCAAGCAAGGUGUGGAUUGAUGUGGCUAAGAUCGGUGAUGCAAAAGUCUGGAGGCCAAAUUCAGAGAUUGAAUACAUAUCUGAUGCAAUGGGUUCGGUUGUGGCAUGGCCAAAUGACAAAAUCAAGUUUGUCUAAAAUUGUCGUCUGAAACAUUUUUCAAGUUGGUUCUCAUCGGCUAUGUAUUUCUAGUGUGUGAUCGAAUGUUUAGGUACUUUUUUACUCGGUUGAAAUCAUGUAUGAUAUUAUGUAACAGUUAGCAGACAAAAAAACAAAAAUUAUGUGUUAUAUUAUGAUAUAAGGUUAUGUGUGAAAAUGUUUAGCUUGUUAACCCCUAUACCCUUAAGUGCAUAAUUUUACAUUAAACCAUAAGCUUUAAAAAUUAAAUCCACAGACGGGAAGACCAAAAAUUAAAAUC